This is a messenger RNA of Macrobrachium nipponense, 4699 nucleotides long. RefSeq names its product serine/threonine-protein kinase Nek7-like. The transcript is spliced from 6 exons. The coding region runs from base 192 to 1169 and encodes 325 amino acids. Gene Ontology annotation, biological process: peptidyl-serine phosphorylation. NCBI's taxonomy places the organism in Eukaryota, Metazoa, Arthropoda, Malacostraca, Decapoda, Palaemonidae. Gene Ontology annotation, molecular function: protein serine/threonine kinase activity; ATP binding. The record is from RefSeq and is a predicted model, not a curated record.
CUUCAAGAAACGUGGCGAAAGGUUCCCUCUCUGGUGGUCCAUUAUACUUCUGACUUAUAACCAAGAUUAAUUUUAAUCUGUUUUUACACUAGCAUUAUUCGCGACUGCUGAGUACUGUUGUUAUACAUACUGGCCAGGACCAAUUCUCUGGAGUAAGAUGUCCUUCUGAUGUUAUGUUAUAGUAGCAAGUUAUGGAUGCUGCAUCAGAGCUUAUCAAGCUCUCUUCCAGCGACUCAAUAUAUGGGACGCUAUCAAACUUUGAUAUUGAGAAGAAGAUAGGAAAAGGCCAGUUCAGUGUUGUAUACAAAGCAAGAUGCAGGAUCGAUCAAGCAGUUGUUGCUCUAAAAAAGGUCCAGAUAUUCGAAAUGAUGGACUCCAAAGCCAGAUUAGAUUGCAUGAAAGAAAUAAAUCUUUUACAGAAACUAAACCACCCUAACAUCAUACAGUAUUUAGCUUCUUUUAUCGAAGAUAAUGAGCUGAAUAUAGUUUUAGAAUUGGCUGAUGCAGGGGACCUUUCCCGAAUGAUCAGACAUUUCCGCAAACAACAGAGACUCAUCCCUGAAAGAACUAUAUGGAAGUACUUUGUACAGUUAUGUUCUGCCUUAGAUCACAUGCAUUCCAAAAGAAUUAUGCAUAGAGAUAUCAAACCUGCUAAUGUCUUCAUCACUGCACAAGGCGUAGUGAAAUUGGGUGACCUUGGCCUUGGUCGAUUCUUUAGUUCAAAAACAACUGCUGCUCACUCUUUAGUUGGCACUCCGUAUUACAUGAGCCCAGAAAGGAUUCAUGAACAUGGUUAUAAUUUUAAAAGUGAUAUUUGGUCUCUCGGAUGCUUACUUUAUGAGAUGGCAGCAUUGCAGAGUCCAUUUUAUGGUGAUAAAAUGAACUUGUACUCUUUAUGCAAGAAAAUAGAGAACUGUGACUAUCCGCCUCUUCCUACUGAUCAUUAUUCAGCAGAGUUAAGAACAUUGGUUGAUAACUGCAUUAACCCUGAACCAGACAAACGACCAGACAUCACUCAUGUGUAUGGUGUGGCAAAAGAAAGGCACAGUCAGACACAAUCUCCUAGUAAUUGCAGCUCUGCAAUGUCUGCUGCUCGCAUUGCUAAAGAAGAAGAAAAGAGCAUGGAUGAUAAUAGACGCAGUUUAGAACAGAUAAAGCUGAAGGAUUAGCAUAGAGCCAACUGGAGUAGGUAUGCACGGAAAGAAGAUAAAACCCCCCCAGGUGCUAUUGCUUGGAAUGAUUCCUCUCUGUCAGCAAGUUCAUCAGAAAUUAAAAAGUCUGGAAAUGAGGGAGCUAUAUUACAUUCUCCAGGAUCAGGAGUAAGUUCUGUAGGAGAGAUGUGGGCACGUGAUCCCAGGAGUGUAGCUCUUUCAGACUCCCAGGGGAGUACGACAGGUAAUAAUGGUAGUAAGCGUAGCCGAAGACAUAGUACAAGUUUCUCAGCAAAUACAGACAAUUCUGGGCAACAGCGACCUCCUAUGCGAACACACCAUCCUACCAGAGAUGACCUGUCCCUUGUUUCUAUUUCCAAUGGAAAUGACUUUAGGGGCCCAUCAUCUCGAGACGUGAUUACAACACCACCUCAGGGAGCAGGAAUGUAUCCACCAAGAAAUCGAUACAAUGUGAGACUCCCACCUCUUGGUAAGCGGUAGUAAGACACUUGAAGGGAUUUUAUCUUUCUAUUUAAGAACAUUUCUUUUCAAUGAAAAUUUUGCAUUUCUUUUCCCCACCACUUUAGGAUGCCUCAAUCAAAAAGAUUAAAUUGACUUUGAAAAUAAAUAUUGAAGAAAAAAAUUUAUAUGAAAAUCAAAACACAUUGUGCCAAGUGGUGUAACUGGUUACUGUGCAUACCUUCUACCAGUAUGUUUUAAGCAUUUAGUGUGCUCUGAAAGUACACUACUGAACAGUAAAAUAAAAUCAAAGUGUUACAAACAAUUUUACAUGCUUCAAAGUAGAGAUGAACUUAAUUAGCAUGAAAAUCUGUACAUAAAAUAUACAUACAUAUAUAUAUAUAGUUUGUCUUUGCUGCUAAGGUAAUGCAAAUUCUAAGUCAGGGUGAUUGCAAAAUGCAUAAGACAUCUUACAAGUAGAGUAACUAUUAUUCAUUCAUUUGAAGUGAUUUCUGCAAUAGUACUGUUAAUAUAUUUCGAUUUAAGCUGUCCACCAUUCUCUGUGAUACAGUGGUAUAUUGUGUAUAUAAAAGUGAUACUUUUACAGGGAUGACAAGGAAUUAUAUUUUUACAUAUAGCCUACAUAACUUCAUUGAGCAUUGCACUUAAACACAUCUGUUUCAAAGGUUUGCAUUUAUCAUAAGUCAUAUAGUGCUAACAAUAAAUCUCACUAAUAGUGGACAGUAUGGAAUUCUCUUCAAAACUGAAGUGGUUGCAGGUGCAUUUUUUGUUUGGCAUACAUAUCGAGAAUAAAUGUAGAAUAAUUUCAGGUAUAAAUGGCUCAAAUUCUGGCUGCACAUUGUAGAAAUUUUAUGGUUAAGAAAUUUUAUUCUUUUCCCAGUGGAGAUAUUUUAAUGAGAAACAGUUUUAAUGAGAAAACUGCCAGAUUUGAGUUUACCUUUAGAGACUUUUAUAGAUGGUUUUGGAAUGCUUACUUACUAGAUGAAGAUAUAAUUAUCAGAUGGUAUUGAGGAAUGUAAAUGUUCUUACCAAUGUUCAUUUCCAGAGUUGAAUGUCUGUCGCUUUUUUAGUGUGGAAUAUUACCAUGUGAAAUGCAUAAUUUUUUUUCAAAACCAAAUAUACAGUGUGCAGUUAAAACUUUCUUUUUAAUGCUAAAGCCAGGUGCCAUAUUUUAAAUAAUUACAGGGGAUAGACAAUACAAAAUGCUAAUGUUAAAUUGCACAGUACCUUAACUACAGGAAAUUCAAGUAGUACUGUACAUUGUUGUUAGUAAAGCAGCUCCUGGAAGUUUAAAGUAGCUUUCUUUUUAAAUGAAUUACUGUAUUGUUAAUGAUUCAGCCAGAGAGCAAUGUGUCUGUGAUAUUCAUCAACUUUACUGGCAAUAUUCCCUACUGAGAACUUCUUGUUAUUACUGGUAAUUUUUUUUUAUUAUGAACUUAGUUUCAAGAGUAGGUUGAGAAGAAAUUCUAGUCAAUUAGCUUAUUUUCAUUAUUUCCAUCUGGUUUGUUUAAGGUUAACAGAUAUUUUUAAUAUAAUCUUACCAACACUUUAAUUAUAUUGAAAUUCACAAUUUUGUACAAAUACCAAUUGAAGUGUGGUAAGGCAGAAAAGAAUUUUCUAGCAUAAGGAAAAUAUUAGAAAAUUAGUGUUGCAACCAUUAACUCCUCUUUAGAUUUCAUUAAAUGAACAAUUCCUAAUGGCAAUAGUGAUGGUAGCCAACAUGAAUAUUCGUUGUUCUAAUUGCUACUUUAUUUUUUAGUAGAUCAUUGCUUGUGUUUGGUUUUUGUGAUUCAUAAUUCAUUUCAUAAGAUAUCAUCAACCAGUAAGUUGUAAUGUUACUGCUGACUGCUUUACCAGAACAUUAUAUGCUGAAAAAUAUUUCCUUUGUCAUUUUCUUCUUAUUUUCACAGUAACCAUUCUUCUAAUUGCUCUUAUAAAAUAAUGAAUUUGUAUCAAAGCAGAAACUGCUGUUCUCCUAAUCCAACUAAAUGGUUGGUGGUCUCAUCUGCUAUUCAAGACAAAAAAAAUUUAUAUGAAUUUUUUUGGUAGAUGAUAUAAGGUACCAUUAACUGGGAGGUAAACCACUCUUUCACUACAUUUGGAUUAGGUUUGGUCUUCAGUUAACACGGUUGAUUAAGUCUAUUGUCAAAUAAUAUAUAUAUAUACUAAGAAUAUUUUGAGAAAUUUUUCUACUGAUAAUAGGAUGCAUCUAUUUAGAGGUUACAUCUGUUUUAAAAAAGUUCAUACCAUGUUUUUUUAAGUUAUGAUAUCUGUGACAUGUUUUCUUUUUGGAUAUCUAUGUAAGAAAUGUCAAGCACCAGUAAUGAAGUUGUUCUCAAAAAAUAGAUAAAUGUGUACCAUAUGUUCCAGGGAAUUUUGAACAUUCUUCCAAUCCUUGUUCAUCUUAUGCCUUUGAGCAGAUAUUAUUUCAGCAAAAUUGUGAUUUUUGGUUCUUAGAGUCAGGCCUAACAUUACUGGAACCUUAUAAUUUAGUUACAAAAUUUGAAAUUAUAAAUAUUUCAGUACCCUAUAUAUUUUACUAAAUACAAAUGGGAAUUCAAAAUGAAUGGGUCUCAUCAAAUGUGUAAAAUAUGAUGGGUCAUCUAUGAAAAUUCCCUAAUGUCUAUGAUACCAUUCUCUUGUAAAUGUUUCAUUGAUGAUUACUUUAUUUGGUGUUUUCAUGUACCGUUACUACUUAACCUAGAAAUAUUUUUUUUCUCAUAUUUUCCUUAUUCUGUAAUUUCAUGUCUCGGUAGACGACAAGUGAAUAUUUUUCAUUGCUUAGUAUAUUUAAUAUUUUAAUGCAGUUAUUUAAUUAAUUAGCAGUGAUAUUACAAUUUAUGAAUUUGAAGGAAUAAAUGAAAUAGGUGGCCAUUAAUCACCGUCCAUUUUUUUAGCGUAGCUCCAUUGUUCUUUAAUAUUUUAUGUGGAAAAUAAACAUACAGUGCAUAGAGCAGUGUAGCUCUAGUCUAGCUCAUAAUGUGUUGUAUUGUAAUAACAUACGGUAUAUCAUAAUUUUGAUGUAAUGUAUUAAAAGUUUUGGCAAUAAAUGUUAAUUUGUUAUUCCU